AUGGAAACUACCAACCUCCCUUCCCACAUAGCUAUUUUUCCAAGUCCAGGGAUGGGACAUCUCAUCCCUCUUCUGGAGCUUGCAAAGCUACUUGCUCUCCAUCACAACUUCCACAUCACCUGUAUCAUUUCCGUACUUGGGUCUCCAUCCAAAGCCAUGAAAGAGGUCCUCCAAGCCUUGCCCACCAGCAUAGACCAUGUCUUUCUUCCUCCAGUGAGCCCUGAGGACCUCGAAGGCUUACUACCUGAAGUCCAAACUAUUCUCACCUUGACCCGGUCACUGCCACCUCUUCGUGAUGUGUUAAAGUCUACUCGGUUUGCUGCUUUUAUCGUUGACACUUUUGGCAUGGAUGCACUAGAUGUUGCUAAGGAAUUCAACAUCUCACCCUACAUCUUCUUCUUGUCAAAUGCUUUUGCGUUGUCGUUGGUUUUGCAUUUGCCAAAGCUAGAUGAGACAAUUUCAGGCGAGUAUAGAGACCAAGCAGAACCAUUGAAACUUCCAGGGUGCGUACCUAUUCACGGUAGAGAUCUUGCAGAACCGGUUCAAGAUCGAACAAGUGACUGGUAUAAAAUGUUUCUUCGCAGCACAAAACGGAUGCGAUUAGCCGAGGGUAUUAUGUUUAAUACUUUCAUGGAAUUGGAAGAAAAUGCAAUAAAAGCACUGUUAGAUGAAGAAGCUAAAAGUCUCCCACUUUAUCCAAUUGGACCCAUCAUUCAAACUGGUUCUAGCAUUCAAGUUAAAGGGCCAGACUGCUUAAGAUGGUUGGACAAUCAGCCACAUGGCUCUGUCCUAUUUGUUUGUUUUGGGAGUGGUGGGACCCUCUCAUAUGAACAAACCAAUGAGCUAGCCUUUGGAUUGGAAUUGAGUGAGCAAAAAUUCUUAUGGGUUGUAAGAACUCCAAAUAAUGAAUCCGCUGAUGCUGCAUACCAUAGUGACCAAACCCUUGAAAACAACCCACUUACUUCCUUACCAAAAGGGUUUGUAGAGAGAACCAAAGGCCAGGGUCUAGUGGUUCCCUCAUGGGCACCACAAAUCCAAGUCCUUAGCCACAGUUCCACAGGUGGGUUCUUAAGUCACUGUGGUUGGAAUUCGACCCUAGAAAGUAUCUUGCAGGGCAUACCAUUAAUUGCAUGGCCACUUUUCGCAGAGCAAAGAAUGAAUGCAGUGCUACUAGCUGAGGAUCUAAAAGUGGCACUUAGACCAAAAGCUAAUGAGAAAGGCCUAGUGGACCGAGUGGAAAUUGCGAAAGUUGUAAAGGGUCUCAUGGUUGGAGAAGAGGGGAAGAAAGUUCAUAGCCGUAUGAAAGAUCUAAAGGAUGCUGCUGAGAAAGCGCUAAGUGCAGAUGGGUCUUCGACAAAGGCACUCACUGAUUUAGCAUCACAUUGGACAAAUCAAGCUCGCUUUUAG
Molecule: messenger RNA, 1407 nt
Organism: Quercus lobata
Lineage: Eukaryota; Viridiplantae; Streptophyta; Magnoliopsida; Fagales; Fagaceae
Product: hydroquinone glucosyltransferase-like
Exons: 2
Coding region: 1-1407 (468 amino acids)
Molecular function (GO): UDP-glycosyltransferase activity
Source: RefSeq, a predicted model, not a curated record